This is a messenger RNA of Ordospora colligata OC4, 315 nucleotides long. RefSeq lists its product as uncharacterized. Lineage: Eukaryota; Fungi; Microsporidia; Ordosporidae. The transcript has a single exon. The record is from RefSeq and is a predicted model, not a curated record. Bases 1 to 315 code for a protein of 104 amino acids.
AUGAGAGAGGUGUAUGCGGUAUUUAAGGAUGAAGAGAAAAAGUAUGCAACUGGACCUUUUGAGCCUCUUGUUCUUGAUUUAGUUCAAGGCCUGAGUGAUAUAGCAAGCAAUGUUUACAAGGAUGAGUUUCUCAGUGUUGAGCUUGAUGACAAUAGAAUUAGGGUAUUGAGGAAACCCAAGAAUGUGAUGGUUAUUUGUGUAAGCAAGAAUGAUUGUGAGCACCAGAUGGAAUUUUUGUAUCGAGUCUAUGGAGUAUGUAAAGCAUAUGAGAAUUUUGGAUUGAUGGACAUUCUUGUGGGACGGUAUUUUGAUUGA